Messenger RNA from Stegostoma tigrinum, 8764 nucleotides. It is a transcript of the gene pacsin1b, whose product is annotated as protein kinase C and casein kinase substrate in neurons 1b. Gene Ontology annotation, molecular function: protein binding; phospholipid binding. The coding region runs from base 816 to 2258 and encodes 480 amino acids. The record is from RefSeq and is a predicted model, not a curated record. Gene Ontology annotation, cellular component: cytoplasm; endosome; plasma membrane. The transcript has 15 exons. Gene Ontology annotation, biological process: positive regulation of dendrite development; neuron projection morphogenesis; cytoskeleton organization. Lineage: Eukaryota; Metazoa; Chordata; Chondrichthyes; Orectolobiformes; Stegostomatidae.
CAGCCGUUAGUACCGUUGAUUUAAAGGAACGGUUGUGGUUGUGGCGGUAAGGGAACGAUUGGUGUGUGCUUCUGCACAGGGGUACUACUGAGCUGCAGUGUUGUGGCCAACAUGGAGACUUUUAUCCCCGAUUACAGUACUUCAUUUGGGCGCAGUGAUGGUGUUUCGGGCAGUCGUGCCUCCUGGGAAUUGUAGUUCUCGGUGGAUGUUGUUGGAGCAGCACCAGGACAGAGGACCACUGUGCCAACCACAUCUAAACAUGGAUGAGCGCCUAGUGAACUGACAGCCCCAACGUAAAAGCAAAAUCCAACAAAUGCUGAAAUUUGAAACAAACAGAGAAACUCAGCAGGUCUGGCAGUAUCUUUCGAGAUAACAACUGAACUAUCACCUGAAGAAAAUCGCAUGUUUUAUGCCAGGUUGUAUACUUGCUAUAACUGCGUCCUGAUACUGCUAGCAGUGCGGUGAAAGUGGCAAAGAAAUUACAGGUGCUACGUUACAUCCUGCUGGGAGUGAUGAUCUGUGUCCCCUGGGGAAUUAGCAACAAAGCCAGAAAGUGUAACACUGAAACAAUGCAGAAAAGGUAGCUGCUGCAUUUGAGACCUGUGCUAAAAGAAUAUAUUUGCGGCCAUUUGCGUGUUCAUGCUGAGCAGCCCUUGACAUUUUCCAGUUGUGGAGCUGUGCAUGUCCCACUAGACUUGGCCGUGAUUAAGCACUGAAGUCUAUGAAUCUAAUUCUUGGCUAUUUUUCACAAGUGCAUGAAGAUUUGAAGCUUAGUAACGGUGCAGAUAAUUCAAGGUCUUUCCGUUUUAUCGAAGAUGUCAGGCUCAUACGACGAAUCCAGUGGAUUAGAGGAAACGACUGACAGUUUCUGGGAGGUUGGAAAUUAUAAGCGCUCAGUGAAACGUAUUGAUGAUGGGCACAGGCUGUGCAAUGAUCUUAUGAACUGUGUCAAUGAACGAGCUAAGAUUGAAAAAUCAUACUCCCAGCAGCUGACUGACUGGUCUAAAAGAUGGAAGCAACUCAUUGACAAAGGACCACAAUAUGGCACUGUUGAGAGAGCCUGGAUGGCUCUAAUGACUGAAGCGGAUAAAGUGAGUGAGCUCCACCUGGAGAUGAGAAAUGCACUAACCGGUGAAGAUUUCGAAAAAGUUAAGAACUGGCAGAAAGAUUCUUUCCACAAACAGAUGAUUGGAGGCUUCAAAGAAACCAAAGAAGCAGAGGAUGGAUUUCGGAAAGCACAGAAACCUUGGGCUAAAAAGCUGAAAGAGGUGGAGGCAUCCAAAAAAAGUUAUCACCUAGCCUGUAAAGAGGAAAAGAUGGCAGCUACGAGGGAGGCGAACAGUAAGGCAGAGCAGUCAGUCACUCCUGAACAACAGAAGAAACUACUAGACAAGGUGGAGAAAUGUAAACAAGAAGUACAGAAGACAAAAGAAAAGUACGAGAAAGCAUUGGAUGAGUUAAGUAAAUGUACACCACAGUAUAUGGAGAAUAUGGAACAAGUAUUUGAACAGUGCCAGCAGUUUGAGGAGAAACGAUUGGUUUUCUUCAGGGAAGUACUUCAGGACAUCAAACUACACCUAAACCUCACUGAAAACAACAACUAUGCUAACAUUUACCGGGAGCUGGAGCAGGUAAUCCGGAUUGCAGAUACACAGGAGGAUCUCAAAUGGUUCAGUAGUACACACGGACCUGGAAUGCCAAUGAACUGGCCUCAGUUUGAGGAAUAUUCUCAAGACAUGACUCAUACAGUUGCUAAAAGAGAGAAAGUAAAAAAGGUUAAUGAAGGUAUAACAAAUGUCUCACCAGGAGGAGAGCAGGGGACACAAGCUGUGGACCGGGGCAGUGAUAAUAUCUGCCAGAGUAAUGACAGAACUUGCAGUAAUAAUCCUUUUGAUGACGAUGAAGCCAACCAGGAGGUGAAGGAGAACCGGAAAGAGGAAGAGAAAAAUGUAAGUAGCUAUGAGAAGAACCAGGCUUACUCUGCUGAAUGGUCUGAUGAUGAAACAAAUAACCCCACCACAAAUGAUGCUAAUGGAGGAACAAAUCCAUUUGAUGAGGAAGCAUCUCCUGCCCAUGCACAGGGAGUGCGAGUGCGUGCACUAUAUGAUUAUGAAGGUCAAGAGCAGGAUGAACUGAGCUUCAAAGCAGGUGAUUUCUUAACAAAAAUCGAAGAUGAGGAUGAACAGGGUUGGUGCAAAGGACGUCUGGAGAAUGGACAGCUGGGCUUAUAUCCAGCCAAUUAUGUUGAGGUUAUCUGAUAACACAUUGUACUUGCUGAGCUAGUUGCUGCUGCUGUAUAUAUGUGUUCUAGAUAAUGCUGUUCUUGUGAUUUGACAAAUCAUUUCAUUUUCUACUUUUUAUUAGUAGUGUAGUGCCCUGUUAUCAUUUGUGCAAAUCAUGCUUUCAUCUGUGGGCUUAAAAGAUUGUACCCUUUAAUGGUUGAUGUAAAAACAGCUAUUUAAGAAGAAACCUACUUAACUUAUAAAGUGAGCUCUCUUCCAUUCUUAGAGUGGCAUCCCAUUUGUUGACCCUGUUUGUUUUUAAACUAGGAAGCCCCAGUCUGAGCUCGAUUUUCCAUCCUAACCUUGAUCAAUCUUGCACGCAUCUAUAUAUUUCACUUGGAGUCCUGUUAAUGGUUUUUCUGUUAUUAGCCCAUUAAUUGGCUGUGCAUAAUCAAUAAAUCAGUCUUGUGUAUGUGUACACAGACAGACACAGAGUGUGUGAGAGAGAGAGAGAGAGAGAGAGACCACCUUAGGCAUUUGGUACUUUGCAUGGAUUUGUUGUUCUGUGUGCGUUCUUUUAACAAAACCCAUUCACCAUUGCAAUUCGAGUUGAAAACCAUUCAUGGAAGUGUUUUGUGUUGUGAGCCAUGUGGCCCUUGCUUCUGAUUAAUUCUAAUUAAUCCAGUGAAGGUGACUGUGUUUGCCUCAUUGAGCAGUGAUUUGUCCAAUAGCUUCCCAAAGAUUUCUGCGGCUUUGCAUUAUUUCAUUAGAGAGCAUAAAACUGUUUAGUAAGGUAUUUGAUAUUGAACCCACUGGUUGGCAUUAAGGGGCUCAAUCGCUUGCUUACCUGUUUAUUUACAGCACUUGGGUAGUUAAGGUAAAUGAAAUUCAGAUUAUCAAUUUGGUAAAACCUUAAUGAUUCAAGUAUGCAACUAGCUAUCUAUGUAAACUUUGUGGAAGCAGUCUAUGACUUUGCAAGUGGCUGAUUUUAGUGUAGUGUAAUUGUGUUGCCUAUUGACCACUAUAUUUUAAUUGUCAAUGCAUUAAGUCUGCUGCAGUGGUUGAAAUGCUAAUCUAUACAUUUCCCAUUGAAGUAAUUAUGUCUUUUUGAAAAAGUACCCAUGGUCUGGUUAGGAAUCGUGGAGAAUGAAUUAGGUAUUGCUAUUAACUUGGUUUCCUUUUUGCUUCUGUGCACUGUAAUGUUGGGAAUUUUUUUAGAGAAAAAAGAUAUUUAGUCUAACAGACCUAGUGGAGUGAGAAGACCAUUGCUGUCCAUGCAGCUGUUGUGCACACAGGCCAAGGUGUCUAGUCCAGUAAAACUCAGGCUGUAAAGUAGCUACCACUGAAAGCAAGAGGCUUGAAAAUGAGCCUUGUAAUCUCAAGCUCUUUUGCAAUGAAAAUGUCCAAGUCCAAAAGUAAAAUAGAAAGGCCUGUGAACAUUUUACUGCACUUGCUGGCUUCUGUCACCAGAGGGCUCAAAAGGUCUAAGUAAAAGUAAGCACAAAUACAAAAGUAAAAUAUGACUGAAGCUUGAAAUCUGAGAUUAAAAACUGGAAAUGCAGAGCAGUCUACUGCAUAUUUGCAACAAGAAACAAAAUUCAAGUUUUUGGUGUACUGUAGAACCAUUGAAAAGACAAGUGCUGUCAGACCUUCUAGAUGUUUUCAGCACUUGUACUUAGUAAACAUAGUCCUUUAUUGACAGCACUAUUAUUGUAGUUCUAGAAUGGCUAUCAUUUUCAACAUCUCCAGUGACUUUUACACAAACUUUGAGGCCACCCAUUUUUUUUCUUGGAAAGUAUAAUUCAUUUUAAAAUGAAAACACUGACCUAAGUAAGUAAUGCAGUCCUAGCCUAAAGUAAUGAUAUACUGCGUAUAAUGCAAGAUAAAUGUAAGUAUUAAAGUUUGAGAAUCAUCUCUGUAUCUAAGGCCUCUCUCAUCUUUCUCCCACUCCUCCUCACUUAAGUCUGUGUAUUUUUUUUCUCUGCAACUUUUCUUCUUAAAAAAAUAUUGAACUCAACCCUUUUGAUGAACAGUUUUUUCAGUUCCCUGUUUUGCCCUUCAUCUUGUCGAGAUUAAAAAAUGUUAUGCAAAUCAUUUAUGGUUGGGGUUGAAGAUCUGUGUUGGAAUUACCUAGCUGCUUCUUAGGUUAAUCAUUUUUUAAAAUCAGUAUGGUGAAGAAGAAGACCUGGUGAAUAUCAAAAUCUGGCUUUUUCCAAGUGAGGCAACAAGAAUAUGUAUCUUAUAUAGACAAGAAUUAAGGACUGGAAAUUUAUAGGCUUACAGUAUCUCAUUUUGGAGCAAACUUGCUGACUCCAUAAUUACUGAAGUUACGAUGUUACCCACUCCCUAGCAGUUUCAUGAAAGAUCGAAUUGAAAGCUAUUCUGAAUUUUAACAGCCGUAUGAUGAAACUAUGUCCAGUGGAAGUUGUAAUUUUAUUAAACUUCUAACUUUGAAUGUUCUACUAUAGAAACUUGGAUAAAAAGAAAGGGAUGUUGAUAUUUAAUAGAUGUCUUAGCUGGCAUGUUGUAGAGUUUUUUUAAGCAUUUUCUUGAUGCUGGAUUCCAGUCAGGAACUAAGAAUGUGUUGGAAAUGUUGAGUUCUUUGUGUAACGCUGAGUAGGACAGAGACCCUGACAUCAGUGACCGCAGCGUUUGUCACCAACCUCAGCAGCAUAUUUCGAUGUAAGAUUUGUGCUUUUUUGAAGGCCAACAUUUGUAUCCUUAAUCUACAGCAGUGAGGAGGUUUCACCAUUCCACUUUAGGGAGAAAAGGAAGGAAAAUUUGAUGGACUUCAAUUAAUGUGUGCGGUAUUCAUUUUGAUUUACCAGUUUACCUCCCAAAACAAUCCUACUAAUUGUCAGCACUAAGUUUACUGUAAGGUUUGUGUCAUGCUUUCCCUCGUCUCAUUUUAGUUUUUUGUCUUGGUUUGCCACCUGCUCCCAGUUUUCUGAGCCAAAAUUAGUGCCAAAAACACUUUGCCGUUUUGAGAGUGUAUGUGGGCAGGCUUGUUUCAAAGCUUGUUUCUCUCCUGACUUUAUUCACACAUUUGGUCACUCAUUCUCCAACUCAUUUAUUCCCUAAUUUAUUUCAAACCUUCACAGGUUUUCUGCAUGGAGACUCGUUGCCUCUUCCAAAUUAAAUCCAUGAGUUUUUUUUCUAAAUAUAGGAGUGAUGUAGCAAGUUCACACACAAUUUUGGGAAUCACGAGGGUGUUGUCCUGCACUUCAGAAGCACAAUUGGAUAGACAGUUUCCAAAUUCAAUAUAUGAGAAUGUUGUUAAAUUUAAUUAUUUAUCAUUCACACACCUUAUAUGAAUUUUGAAAUUUCUGUGUGAGCAAACAAGUUGUUUCACCACCUUUUCAUAGAUAUUUGUUCAGUGUAAUCUAAGAUCUCUCCGUCUGUUCACCCUGGGACUCUAUCUGUCCAACUUUGUCACCAGUGAUUCUAACGCUCUUGUAGUUAAAUUGUGAUAUCUAAUUAGCAGUUAGACAGUUGUUUUGUGACCUGUCUGAAUGUGCCCAUGAGCAUUAUAGUACUGUUGAAAUACCAUAGCUACUGGAGUGAGUUAUAAAUCAGCAGCUUUUGGAGGGUGGUUGGGAGGGAGAGGAGAUCCCACAUGAAGAAUUAGAUCUUAGAAUCAUCUGGUUCUCAGUGUACGAAAUAUCUGCUUACAUUACUCUUUUGACAGUUCAGCCCUUUAAUCUGCUUUAAAAAAAACCUGAAUUAUCCCAGCAAUUAAGCUCUAUAAUUACCAUAGCGAUGCAGAAAUAUAGAACUUUAACAAGUUGAAUGAUAUUUUGUGUUAGGGGACUUUGAAUUGAGAAAUCAACUGCAUUGGCAGAUGGUAUUUUACAAAAAACAUCAAUUUAGUAACCCUAAAACCUCCUUUGGUUCCAAACCUUUCUCUGAUGUUUUAAAAUAACAUGUUGGAACACAAAAGCACUUUUUAAUCACAUUACACAACAGUCAUGCAGACCUUUAGGUUUACUUCUAAAAAUUCCAUGCCAUGAAUAUAUAAGUAGAUCUUGGUUGUUGGAUGUGCCAGGCUUGUGAUAUGUACUGCCAGUUCCCAUUGCUCCUUAACCUGGGAAAGCUGACUCCUGUGCAGAUCAGCCCAAAUACUUGUUCUAAAUUAUGAAAGUCUAGAUUAACUGUACAGUUUGCAAUUCUAGCCUUCAUUAAGAUGUAAGCCAGUAUCAGUUGGAGCAACUGCAGGCUUUUCAUAACUUAUUUCUGAGUGGGCUUGUGCCUGCCAUAUGUGAAGUCAAAAUGGUAUGAGACUAUGCCCUGAAGGUAAUCACCUUCUUGGAUAAAUUCAGUCCAAGCAACUUCAUACACAAUCCGCAUUAUGUGGGAUAGCUAACUUAAGUAUGUUAAUAUGUUGUUACUACUUGUUUCCUGAAUAUAACUAUCAAGCAGGCUUAGGUAUAAGAACCCAAGUUUCAGAUUUUUAAUGGUUUUUAACUUUUAUGGCUGAUGUUGACAAGGGGAGGUUCUAUAUAAUAUUAAAUUUUUCAUUCUCUACUUUGCCCUAUUUAACAAAACGUUGCAGCUGGUAAAGAAGAAUGUAUAUUUAGCAGUGUAUUUUGUAACCAAAAAUCUAUAAAGAAUAUAUAAUUUUGAAAGAAUACUAACCCUUGCAAAAGUGUGAGUGUAGCUCAAAUUGAGAAAUGUAACACAUUUACAAAUCUCAACAACCAUAUAUGCAACAUGUAGAAUUUCUGAGGAUAUUUAUAUUAGAAUGAAUUGUCUUUGCAGGGGUAUCUUGUCCCCGUAUCUCUACCAGCUGACAAUUGGGUUGCCACCAUUUACCGCAUUCAGUAUCAAGCCAGAUAAUAACUCAUGACAAGGCAUACUUCAUUAAGACUGAUUUGUUGCUGUCUUUAAUUUGAUGCCUGCACAUUAUUUGAAAGACGGAGUAAGGGGUGAGAAUGCGAGUUUACUUUAAAAUCCAGGUUUCUGUCUAUUUUGAGAAUUAUCUUGACAACAUGAAAACAGGGUGGUUUUAACACCAUUAGUGACCUGGGACACGUUCCAAUAUCUGCUACUGACCAUUCUGCUUAAUGCACAGUCUGUGCACAAUAUCAGUUACUUAUGAAAUGGAAAAGGCAGUAUCAGUGCUUAAUUCACAAGGUCAAUUUGUAUGUCAAUGUAGUGACGUGGCAGUGCAACAUUCAGUUUGAUGUAUUGAUAUACCAUUCUGCAAAUUCAAUUCCAAAUACACAUAUAAAAGUUGCAUUUGAUGCUAUUGUAUAAUCAGUGUAUAUGACUGUAAUUUAACUAGUAUCUUGUGAUUGUACUGUGUGCAUAAGUUUGAAUUGAAUUUUCUCUGUACGUUCACUGUUGUGAAGUGAAUGCUCCCUUCCUUAAAGCCUGUGUUUACAUGCUUUAGCUGGAAGUCGAUACUACUAAUGUAGUGCCUGUUUGAACAAUACCUGCUGUUAAUGUGAACUGUAGUUGAGCCAUAUUCAUAUGUGAUAUGGAGACUGUUCCAGGUUUUUUUUGCAUAGGUUCUGGAAGUGCCAGCUGGGUUCUGCCUCAGUACCACAUGUGUCACAUUGACAUUACAAUAGUGGAAUAGAGACCUUGCCUGGCCAGUGAAAAGAACAAUCGAAGACUAAGUUGAAUUAUGAACUAAUUUAUGAAUCUCUUAAAGACAGGAGUUUGGUUGAGUUGUCAUGUUCCAGAAUCUGAAAACUAUUUCAAAAUAUAGCUGUACCAAGUGAGCAUCCAUCAAAGCUGGAAGAAUGCUGAGAAAAUAUCUACUUAAUGCUCGACGCUUCUAUUUAUAUUCAGACAGCCAAAUACACUGUCUUUCACUGCAGAAAUUGUGUGGUCGUUUCCUAACUGUGAGUGGUACUGUCUUUGCUAGCAAGUGCUAAUUGCUGUAAAAAAAAUCAAAAUAGUGCUGGUGUACAGGCCACAUCUUUGUGUGUCGUCUUUGUACCUCCAUAUAUUGCAGCAAUUUGUAUUCUCUUAUGAUAUGUACACUCAGAUCCUAACAAUAGUGACCAUUCAAUAUAUUUAACUGUCUUCCAGGGUCCAUUAAAAGAAAUGCACUUCCAACAUUCAUAGUGCAUUGUGUAGCUAAUUUAGACCCCAGUUUAAUUUUUAAAAAAUUCAAUGAACAAUUUAUGGACUUCUGAAUUGGGACUAAAGCAUUAGGCCAUUGCCUGACAAAUAUUUCAUUACUCUUCAUUGUUUGAGGGAAAACUUUGCCCUCUCCUCCGAACCCCCAGCACAAAGAAACCAAAAUGGUGAUUCUUCUCGAGCGCGUCUUUAUUGAAUUGGGUAACUUGCAGAAUUCAUCCCAUGAUGAAUUCCAGAAUAUUGAAAAUUUUUAAGUGGAAUGGUUAGCAAACCAUGCUAGGAGACAAUGGAACAGCCAUGUCUGAGUAUUGCAGUUUUAAUCACAGUGGUGGAUAACUUCCUUCUAUUGUCUGCUCCACUUUGGCAAAGAAAGUAGACGCCUCUAUUGAACUUAACUGGCGACUUUUGUCAAUUACUCUGUUCAAAAGAAUAUCAAUAAAGAGAAUAUUUUA